AUGGCUUUGGUUCCGUCUAAAACAACAGAGAACAUGAAGGAGCCGAAGGAGGUACAGCUUUGUUAUACUUGGAGCUCCUUCAAACACACCCUUAUCAUAUCCAGCGGACACAGCGCUGUUGCAAGAGGUAUUGCACUGUUGGCCAACCCCGUUUUGGCAAGCUUGGCAUGCUGGAUAGUUGAUUCUGCAGGCGAACAUGCAAUGACUCGGGACGACCCUGUCGCAGCUGUGACAACCGCAUGUCACGCAGUCGCCGAUGCAGCCGUUAUCGCAGCAGGAAAUGCUGCUGGUGCCAUUACUGUUGCAGCAGUCCUGGCACCCACGGAGGACCUGGGAUUUGCAGACCUCGCACUCGGCUGGGAUGCUGCAGGAACUGCUGCAGUUCGCGGCAACGAUGGCACUGCAGUUGGUAUUGCACUGCGAUGCGCAGUCGCUGCAGCAUAUUGGCGGCUUCUUCGGAUGCCCCUGGGAAGACAUGACCAGCAAGGUGAAAACGGCAACGGCGGCCGCCACCUUAAGAGCGGCUGCACCUGA
Messenger RNA from Miscanthus lutarioriparius, 534 nucleotides. NCBI's taxonomy places the organism in Eukaryota, Viridiplantae, Streptophyta, Magnoliopsida, Poales, Poaceae. The record is from the annotation of a GenBank genome assembly.